Molecule: messenger RNA, 669 nt
Organism: Drosophila obscura
Lineage: Eukaryota; Metazoa; Arthropoda; Insecta; Diptera; Drosophilidae
Gene: Sec61gamma
Product: protein transport protein Sec61 gamma-2 subunit
Exons: 2
Coding region: 131-337 (68 amino acids)
Biological process (GO): post-translational protein targeting to membrane, translocation; protein targeting
Cellular component (GO): membrane; Ssh1 translocon complex
Molecular function (GO): transmembrane protein transporter activity
Source: RefSeq, a predicted model, not a curated record
UGUUUGACAUUUUGACGUGGAAUAAAAACUGGGCACGAUUUAUAAGGCCCGACACGACAACGAAACGAAACCAAUCAUUCCAGUGAAAAUUUUCGAACUGUUGGCAGUUUCUAUUAAAUUAAAAAAAAACAUGGACAAAGUUGUUAAGUUCGCUGAACCAGGUCGCGCUUUCGCCAAGGACUCCAUCCGUCUCGUAAAACGCUGCACUAAGCCGGACCGCAAGGAGUUCCAGAAGAUCGCCAUUGCUACCGCAAUUGGCUUCUGCAUCAUGGGCUUCAUUGGCUUUUUCGUCAAGCUGAUACACAUCCCCAUCAACAACAUCAUUGUGGGAUCGUAAAUGGAGCAGAUGGCGAGGGACCAGAACAAUAACAAUCAUCAAUACUAGCAUACAUCAAAUAGAUUUUUUUCUUUAACAACUGGCAUUACACUAUAUACAGAAACCUAUGUGCAUUCAGCGAAUGUCUUUUCUGCUUUCCCCCUUUUCAUGUGUAUGUGAAAGCGUAUUGAAAGGAUUUCAAAUUUCAUUCAUGAUUCUAUAUUUAAAGAAAUGAUCGAUCGCGUUAGCAAUAAGAACCAAUUGUAAAAAGAAAUGGGUGACAUUUUUCCAUAGCUUUCUUUUGGGCGUGCCCGUACCCGCUUAUUAUUAAAUGCGAGACACAUUUGCCACUA